Messenger RNA from Malassezia sympodialis ATCC 42132, 1692 nucleotides. RefSeq lists its product as uncharacterized. Gene Ontology annotation, molecular function: UDP-glycosyltransferase activity. NCBI's taxonomy places the organism in Eukaryota, Fungi, Basidiomycota, Malasseziomycetes, Malasseziales, Malasseziaceae. The record is from RefSeq and is a predicted model, not a curated record.
AUGGUGCUCUCGCUACCUGCUCGUCGUCGUUACCUGUUCAUCAGUAAUCCAGCCACAGGUCAAAUUAACCCGCUCCUUGCGGUGAUGGAGGAGCUGGCGCUCCGUGGCAACCAGGCCGUCCUAGCUUCGUCGGAAUCUGUAUAUCAUAAAUUCCAGAAGUUGCAGGCCCGUAUGGGUUACACCGUGCAGUCUGAGUCGACGCCGUCGGAAGAAUAUCUAAAGCGUUGCCCGCUGGUUUUUAUUUCGCUUGGGUCCUGUGAUGUUAUGGAUGACUACACGAAUAAAGCUGUGGCUCUAACGGAUCAAUUCCAUGACCUUUGUCGCUCGAACCCUGGUGACAUCUGGGGCUGGCUUAGUACAUUUAUUGAGCUUGUUCCCGGCGCCUCGACAGAGUAUCGCGACAUUGUGUUCCGCAUUCGUGACUUGUGCGAGAAGCUUGAUGCCGACAUGCUACUUGUGGAUAACUUCAGUCCCUUUGCCGUGGAUGCUGCUCGUCUGACGAAGCGUCCUUUUAUCGAGACAUCUCCUGGUGCAUCUUCAGCAGUGGCUAGCAAUGUAGGCUUUUUGACCAAUCCCUUGCCUAUGAGCGGUGGUCGCAAAGCUGGCACUAGCAUCUUUACUUUGUUCCGCAACCUUGUGUUCAUGUUCAUUUGGUUCAAGUUCAUUUUCUUUAACCCUUGGCCUAUUCGUCGUCGCCGCUUCCGCAGGGAGGUGCUUGGCCUUAAGCCGGUGGAUGUAAUUUGUGACUCUGUUAUGACUCCUACGCCCGGUAUGCUUCCUCAACAGAUCGCCACAAUCACCUUCAACGUAGCCAGCAUGGACAUCUAUCCUACGGAUGCUUACGAUAAGUCUGUGUACUUUGUGGGACCAUGCUUCUCUACUAAGGGAGGUAUGAUUCCCAGUACCCGUGCGCCAUCGAGUCCUGUUUUUGCUAGCCGCCGUGCCGCCCUUGAGUCUGGUUCAAACACCCCGUCAUCACCUUCCGUCAGUUUGACUCCUUCCAGGCUGGAGAAGGAGAUGCGUAAUGUGCAGGCAACGUCGGAUGAUGCUGUUAAGACUUGGAUGGAUCAGGCUAUGAGUGAUGGAAAGCGCGUUCUGUACAUCAACAUGGGAAGCAUUUUCUUUUACAGCAGGCAAGACUAUGAUAACAUUGUGGAGGCUCUGAAGAUGCUUCAUGAGCUGGCCCCUAACGCCCUGGUACUUUGGAAGGUGCCGAAGCUGCCUUACGAUGUGCAGCCGAUCCCUUCACUUGAAGAAGCGAACUUGCCGCCGUACAUUCGUCGUGAGAACUGGAUCCCCGAUGUCGAAGUUGUGCUGCAACACCCGGCUUUGGCCGUGUUCAUGCACCAUGGCGGUGGCAACUCGUACAAUGAAGCUAUUGCGCACGGUAUUCCGCAAUUCUGUGUUUCCCAGUGGGUUGAUACUCAUGAUAUUGGUCUUUAUGUGCAGCACUCUGGCGUCGGUUUGUGGGCGGAAAAGUCGCCUCGGUUCGACCCCGUCGAUAUGAGCACCAAACUUGCGAAACUCGUCAAUGAUGAGCACAACACAUUCCAACAUGUUGCGCUUUCUUGGCAACUGAAGGCUGCGCAAGCUGGUGGAACGGUAGGUGCUUGCGACAUCAUUGAGUCGCUCGUGACCUCAUACAAGUUUGAAGGAGGCUCCAGCAAGGCGCCUAUGCCUUCUGCCCUGUAA